AUGUCUCAGAAGUGUGUGCUAAUUUUUAUGAGCAUUUUCUUGCUUUACAUAAUUUUAGUUAGUAGCGAUACAGAAGUAUUAAAACCCGUGCUCGUUCGCAAUAUACCACUUAAGAGGCCGCCCACCAAACGUUUCGAUACUGGCUACGAGGCCCAGGAAUAUGAAGUGCCAUCGAUAGUGGCUUUAGAUUUUUCUACACGCAAUACAACUUGGUUUUGUGCUGGAGCCAUUGUGGGCCAUCGCUGGAUACUAACGGUUGCAUCAUGCACUAAGCCGGCGAGUCGUGUGAGAAUCAGUUACGGUGUCAUUAUCCGCAACUUGCCGGCCCUCGAGAUGUAUGUGUCGAAUAGAUGUUUCUUCAAUCAUCCGGAUUAUAAUCGAAAUUUCGAGAAUGAUAUCGCUUUGAUACAAACGCCAUUUGUGAAAUUUUCUUUCCUUGUCAAUAUGAUGGCAUUGCCCAAGAUGAAGGAAAGUGAUCCUUUGAGAUUUCCAGAUGCCUAUUCAGCUGGCUGGGGACAACACAAAAUUACCGAGGAGAACUCUCAGGAAUUACAUAUUUCUCUAAUGGAAGUCAUUACAAAUGUGGAAUGCAUCGAUCUGGGUUAUGGCAAGACAUUGCAUCCCAAAAUGAUUUGCGCCAUAUUGCCAAGUGUGGAGAGCUCUUGCCGCUUAGACUCGGGCAGUCCGCUCAUAAUGCAGAGUCAAAGGACAAUCAUUGGCCUGGCAUCGUUUGCCAGUCACAAGGGGUGUAGGAUACAUUUGCCAGUGGUUUUUACACGAGUAACUGAAUAUGUCGAUUGGAUAGAGAGUGUGAUUAAGAAAAAUGAUAUGGUAAUCAGUUGA
Molecule: messenger RNA, 843 nt
Organism: Drosophila willistoni
Lineage: Eukaryota; Metazoa; Arthropoda; Insecta; Diptera; Drosophilidae
Product: serine protease 1
Exons: 1
Coding region: 1-843 (280 amino acids)
Biological process (GO): proteolysis
Molecular function (GO): serine-type endopeptidase activity
Source: RefSeq, a predicted model, not a curated record